AUGAUUGAUGUGAUGCUCAAGGAAGGGGUUUUGCCAAAGUUAGUGAGUGUUUUAGAUAGAAUUCGUGGGAGUAGAUGUGCCCCUGGCAUUAUUGUGAACACUACACUGGCUUUUAGCAUCAUUGAGGAGGAUAGGGCUGAAGAAGCAAUCACUCUUUUGAAGAGAAUGCUGCAAAGAAACAUGAUGUUUGAUGAUAUUGCAUACUCUUUGAUUGUGGCUAGCUAUUGCAAGUUGUGCAAACUGAACUCGGCACUUCAAUCCAAGGACGAAUUGAUCAACAGGGGAUGCAGCUUGAAUUCAUAUGUUUACACUUGUCUAAUAGGAUUUUAUUCCGAGACAGAAAGAAUCGAAGAGGCUGUUCAAAUGAUGGAAGAGAUGGUGUUAAUAGGACUGAAACCAUAUGAUGAGACAUAUAAUCAUCUGAUAGUUGGUAGAUUUUUGCCUAGUCUUGGUACUUGCAAUGAGAUGAUAAAGACACUCUGCAUAGCAGGAAAUAUUGAGGAAGGCAACAGAACUCUGACAUCUUUGUUAAACAUGGGGCUUGUCCUUGAUCAGGAAAUAUAUUUGAUUCUAAUUGAUGGCUAUGGAACUACGGGAGAUUCUCAGAAAAUUAUUACACUUUACUAUGAGAUGGUGCAUAUGGGUCUUGAGCUCACUGAUCAUGGCCAUGUCGAGAAUCAAGAACCUGCAAGUGUCACUACAAUUGAAGAAAUUCUGCAAGAUGAGCAUGAUCCUGUGGAGAAGCAGAGCGUAUCAGUGCUAGUAAGAAUGGAAAACAACCUCUACAAGAUCUCCCUGAAUAUGGCAGCUCAACAUCAUUCCUACAGUCCUGACUGCUCCAGUUGUCAUAAGUUCACAAGCACACAGCGAACUUCCCUUGCGCGGAAGCAGUCUCUCGCUGCUGUGCAAUAG
Messenger RNA from Zingiber officinale, 912 nucleotides. RefSeq names its product pentatricopeptide repeat-containing protein At1g66345, mitochondrial-like. The transcript is spliced from 4 exons. Bases 1 to 912 code for a protein of 303 amino acids. NCBI's taxonomy places the organism in Eukaryota, Viridiplantae, Streptophyta, Magnoliopsida, Zingiberales, Zingiberaceae. The record is from RefSeq and is a predicted model, not a curated record. Gene Ontology annotation, molecular function: protein binding.